Messenger RNA from Drosophila willistoni, 1277 nucleotides. RefSeq names its product cuticle protein 7 (gene Cpr62Bc). The transcript is spliced from 3 exons. The coding region runs from base 75 to 629 and encodes 184 amino acids. The record is from RefSeq and is a predicted model, not a curated record. Gene Ontology annotation, cellular component: extracellular matrix. Lineage: Eukaryota; Metazoa; Arthropoda; Insecta; Diptera; Drosophilidae.
AUCCAGCUCAACGUAUCGCACACACGCGUCUCUAAUACAAAACAAAUUCAAAACUCCGAAAACCCUUUAUAACAAUGGCUUUCUUCAAAUCCCUGAUCUGCUUGGCUGUCUUGAGUGUGGCCUCAGCCGGUGUCCUGCACGGUGGUCCAGCUCUAUAUGCAUCUGCACCAGCUCUCUAUGCUGGUCAUGGACAUCAUGACGAAGGAUUGGACUAUCAUGCUUACCCCAAGUAUCACUACAAUUAUGGUGUAGCUGAUUCCCAUACCGGUGAUGUCAAGUCGCAGCAUGAGGUGCGCGAUGGUGAUGUUGUGAAGGGCUCCUACUCUCUGGUUGAGCCCGAUGGUUCGGUCCGUACUGUGGAAUACACCGCCGAUGAUCACAAUGGUUUCAAUGCCGUUGUCCACAAAUCGGCCCCAACUGUUCAUCAUGCCGCUCCAGCUGUUGUUGCCCAUGCUGCUCCAUUGAUCUCUCAUGCUGCUCCCUUGGUUGCGCAUGGUGGUCCAUCUAUUGCCCAUCAUGUGGCUGCUGCUCCAGCUAUCCCAUAUGCUGGCCAUUUGGCGCAUGCUGCUGCUGUUCCCGCUUACGGUUAUGCCACCCACAAUGCUCAUGCGCAUGUGGCCCAUUACUAAAGCGUUCACAGAAGCGAGCGAGAGAGAGAGAGAGAGUGCCAAACAAAGCCUCCUCCUUCUUAACGCUAUUAUCACAAUCAACACCACACCACCACCACUACCACUACCAACAACCACCCCCUCUCGUCCACUCUUUUAUAUAAUUUAUUAAGCACGUUGACGACCUCACAAAAUGGAAAUUCAAUUGUAAUAAUUUUUUUUUUUUUUUGUGUUUAAACGGAUGAUCCGAUCCUCUGAUGAAGAAACCUGCUCGUAUACUCAAGUCAUCAAGUUCCAGUCACCUUGUACAUACAACAGAAAAGAAAGAAAACUAAAAAAAAAGAAAAGCCUACGAAAAGAUAGUAAGGACAUUAGAGCAGAGCAUCUUUGGAAGUAUCAUCAUUAGUCGCUCUGUCUCUUUGUCUCUCACUCUUACUCUUACUCCAAUGAUCACCCAUUGCUGCUGUCUCUGUCUCAGCUUUCGCAUAAUUCUCUCGAUUUAUUCAUAUGUUUUUUUUUUUCUCAAAUCAUUUAAAGUUCUUUUUCUUCUUUGUACAUAACAUUUACAAAUGACGAAUGCCCAUCAUGCCACGCCCACGAACAUACACACUCACACAUGUAAAAACCAUAUCGAAGAAGAGGAUAAUGAAAAGAAAAAUGAAAAACAAA